CGGGCGGAGGUUACCAAGACUUGUAUAUAAGUGAGUGCCAGUGUCCCAGUGUCAUCUCGUCCUUUGACCAGAACUCAAGCUGUUUUCAGGAGAUCUAGACUGCAGUGUCUCCAGACGCCUCCUCACACACCAGGAUGUUUUCCUUCCUGUUCUUCGCUGUGCUCUGCACCAGCUGCCUGGCUGCUCCCAUGAUGAACUACUCCUACUCUCCAUCUGUUGGAGGUGGUAGUGGCACGUCCUUCGCCACAACAGGAGAAGGACGGAUCACAGGGAUCAGAGUCUAUGAGCGGAGCAGCGCUUACAUCUGUGGAAUCCAGCUGCGCUACGGUGGCAUUUGGGAUGAAUUAGUUGGUGGCGGAAAUGAGCAUUUACAAGAGCUGGAACUCUUUGAUGGAGAGACCAUUGUUCAGGUCUCUGGCAAAUACCAAAACAGCUAUAUCUAUCAGAUACGGUUUGUGACCUCCAGAGGGCGCUCCCUGGUCGCCGGCCAGCCGACAUAUAACUCCUUUAACUUCUACGCGAAUCACCCGGAUGCAGAGCUCAAACUGCUGAGUGGCCGCUUCAAUAGUGCUGGGAUUACUUCACUGGGAGCUCACUGGGGAACCAUCAUGCAUCAAAGCCACGAUACCUAUGUCUAAUGAAGAGCAAUAUAUAAUCCAAUAUGGAUUCAUAUUCAUUAUCUUUCUAUGAGGAAAUUACAAAUUACUUAGGUUAUAGUGUUACAUGUAUUAUUAACAUAUGUGCACUGGGAAAUAUUAUACCAGAAUGGUUUAUUAACAAAGAAAAAACAGCAUAAUUACUGAUGACUAUAAAUAACAGAAUUAGAUCAACUUUGUGACUGUGAUUCAGUUAAACACACAGGAUCUACUAAAUGUGUGCUUUAAGGAUGAUGCUUUUUUGCAUCAGAUGAAGGAACUUUAAUUAAAAGCAUGUUGCACAUCUGCAGCAUUGAAGGAAACAAAGCAGAGAUGUAUUGUGUUGAAUACCAAAUGUAUGUUGGGAAAUGCUACAAAAUAGUGUACAAAUGACUGUGACUUGUGUAUUUGUAAUGGUUAAAGAAAUGUUUUGUUGCAUACUCUUGUAUUUCAUGUAAGAUACUCAUAUAUACUAUUUUGGCUGAUGCACUAUCAUCCAAAAAGAAAAUUAUUAAA
Messenger RNA from Cyclopterus lumpus (lumpfish), 1151 nucleotides. Its product is annotated as zymogen granule membrane protein 16-like. Bases 135 to 638 code for a protein of 167 amino acids. The record is from RefSeq and is a predicted model, not a curated record. The transcript is spliced from 7 exons. Lineage: Eukaryota; Metazoa; Chordata; Actinopteri; Perciformes; Cyclopteridae.